UAUGGUUACCUAAAUUCUAGUGCGAAUUGCUAAGUUAGAUUAUUUUUUAUAUUUUAGUCCCUUACGGUUGUGAUACGCUGUUGGCGUAAGAAAUAAGGAGAUUGUAACUAUACAAGCUAUAUAUCAUUAAAAUGUCGAUUUUCGAUUUAACAACGCUUCUCACCACUAUAAACAUACUAAUAACAUUUCUAGCCAGUUCAGAAAGUAUGUUCAAUUCCGCAGGUCUCCCAGUGGUUCUUUGGCAUGGAAUGGGUGAUACUUGCUGCUUCAUUUUCAGUUUAGGUGGGUUUAAGAAAUUUCUGGAAACGGAUCUCAACGUAUAUGUAAAAUCAAUUGAAAUUGGAAACUCCAUGGUGACAGACUACGAAAGCGGUUACUUAAUACAUCCAAAUGAACAGGUAGAAGAAGUUUGUCGACAACUCAAUAACGAUCCCGCGUUAGCGAAUGGGUAUAACGCUAUUGGAUUCUCACAAGGUGGACAAUUCUUUCGAGCUGUAGCUCAGCGUUGCAGCACACCAAAAAUGAACAAUUUAAUCAGUCUUGGUGGACAACAUCAAGGAGUAUUUGGGCUACCCGAUUGUCCUUCGUUAAGCAAAAAGACUUGUGAAAAUCUUCGCCAAUUACUCAAUCAUGCUGCAUAUGUCCGUUGGGUUCAGGAAUAUCUAGUUCAAGCAACCUACUGGCACAAUCCUCUUGAUGAGCAAGUUUAUAAAGAGGGCAGCACGUUUUUAGCAGACAUCAACAACGAGCGAAUAAUUAACCAAACUUACAUAGAAAACCUGCAACAGUUGAACAAAUUUAUCAUGGUUAAAUUUACCAAGGAUCAAAUAGUUCAACCAAAAGAAUCUCAAUGGUUUGGUUAUUACAAACCAGGCCAAGAUAAGGAAACUGAAACAUUAGAGGAAUCCGAAUUAUUCUUACAGAAUCGCCUAGGCCUCCAGGAAAUGCAUAAGGAAAACAAGCUCAUAUUUUUGGAGUGCGAAGGAAAUCAUCUUCAAUUUACCAAAGACUGGUUCAAGGCUACCAUUUAUCCAUAUUUAUUAGCCGAUGCAAACUGAAAAUUAGUUAACCGUUAGAUAUUCGUGUGUGAAUGAAUCUGAAUGAAUCAUAAAAACGAUACUAAAAAUGUAAAGGUUUUAAACCGUAACAAAACGCGAAUGUGAUUAAAUAGCAACAGUUCUUUUGAUCGUCCAAAAUAUUACCUUAUGCUGAAAUCUUAUUUUUAAU
Molecule: messenger RNA, 1227 nt
Organism: Sabethes cyaneus
Lineage: Eukaryota; Metazoa; Arthropoda; Insecta; Diptera; Culicidae
Gene: Ppt1
Product: palmitoyl-protein thioesterase 1
Exons: 5
Coding region: 132-1058 (308 amino acids)
Biological process (GO): protein depalmitoylation; receptor-mediated endocytosis
Cellular component (GO): lysosome
Molecular function (GO): palmitoyl-(protein) hydrolase activity
Source: RefSeq, a predicted model, not a curated record